CUAUGGCAAGGAGCGCUGUAAGAGAUCUCGAUCCCCAAAACGACCUCCAGUUUUUGAGAAUCAGGUCGCGACAGCACGAGAUUUUGGUCGCACCAGACAACGAUUUCACAUUGAUUGUGAUUCAAGAUCCGACGUCUCACGAAUGACCACGGCACGGCCAGUGAGGAGGAGAGCUGCCAGACUCAGUUGGAGCAUCGUGCGCCAAAGCGGGUGGCCGCGUGCGAUGCUGUCCACCCGCAAUCUCCCUUUGAUCCUCCGGGAUCCUGAAGCAGGUCUGCACUAGAAAGGCAUCUUUUUUCAUCACCUGAGUUUCUUAAGAGAGAUUGAUGUCACCUGUUAAGAAGUGGAUUCGAACCACUGACACAAGGAUCGAAGAAGAGGUCAACGGUGUGGUGGCAGUCCCCUCUGUUGUCGUCCUGCUCCAGUCCACCUUCAUGCAGAGAUCUCCUCCGUCAACUCAACGAAAUGACACAAGAGCAGCAGCCAAUCUGCUGUUCUUGGGCAGUCAACACAUUUGCGACAAGCUUAGUGGACUCAACAACAACUCCAAUUGCACAAAUGCCCUCCCUGACCAUCACAACAUCACAACCGUUGUUAUCAUCAUCUCACUAGUCAUCACGAGCAUUGUCAUCAUCAGCAUUGCCAUAUGCCUAAUCCACAAAAUGGAAGCUGGAGAAUUUCAGAGGUACACUCUAGCAGAAUCCACGUGAUACAAAGAUGUGGGCGCUGCAACCACCUUAAGCCACCACUAGCUUUCAUGACUUCCCACACCCAUAAGUUUUCAGUUGGCCUGUUAGAUUGAUGAUCCGAGCGCUUUCUUCAGAAGUUGGCCCACCUUUUCAGGAGCUUGUGGCGGUUCAGCUCGUUAAAAGAGUUCGGUUGCAGGCUACAAGCAAUAUGUUAAAGGGCCCCGAUUCACUCAGGAGGCUUUCCUCUGGGUGUUGGAGGUCAUGGCGGCCUCCRGACCAUGUCUUUUUCGUUUUUCUUUGCGAGCAACAGGACCCAGUGCCCAAACCAUCUUUUCAUGAUAGAGAAAUCAUUGAAUGAAUGACUUUUGACUCUUUGAGUUUUCACUGAUAAGGAAAGGGAAAAAAGAACAAAAGAAAAGAAAAUCCUGAACUGAUAACAGUCCUGGUUUGGCUGAGGGCAAAUUCAAUGGGCCUCCUGUUCCUGAUGGCAAGUCAGAUACUGGACUUCAGCCUGUCCUGUCCUGUCCUGUCAGAGUAAUUUUGUCAGAGAGUUUUU
This is a messenger RNA of Chara braunii, 1245 nucleotides long. Lineage: Eukaryota; Viridiplantae; Streptophyta; Charophyceae; Charales; Characeae. The record is from the annotation of a GenBank genome assembly.